UCUACCGCGGCACCGGUCCUCGUCCUGUGUAGACCUGGCCUUCCCACUCACCACGGCCAGCAGACGGUGCAAUCCCCAAACUGAAGACCGCCCGGCUUGGAUCCGUAGCGAUGCCCAGCGAUUCAGAGACGCCUGCGCAUCCUCAGUCUGCGUUGGCAUCGCUUCAGAACGCCAGCUCGUCGGCGCAAGGCAAUCCGAAUGUUGUGCAUGCCUCACCCGCCCCACGCCCGCUGCCAUCCCAUCCUCCUUCAACCAGCGUCAACAUGACGUCGGCGCCCUCGGACACUAAUCUGGAGUGGCACAAGGCCAAGAACUCCAAGGUCAAGAAGGGGCGAAAGAAGGGCAGGGGACGCGAUAGCAACGUGCAGGAGGAGGCCAAGCGCAAGCAGGCGGAGGAGGAGAAAGCGCGGGAGGAGGCUAAGAAGUCCAGGCGGGGGAAGCGCGAAGAGACGGUGCGGGUCUCGGAGGCCAUUCACAGGAAGGAGGACGAGGAAGAGCAGAAGGUCGUGCUUGAGCAACCUGCGGAGGCGGCCAAUGCGACGAGUCCGAAGGAAGAGGUCGAGUUCGCCCCUUUCAACGCCGCUCUUGCUAAUGCACGUGCAAUUGGCGAUAUAACCUCCGUACAGUACCCUGAGGGCAUUAUCUGCCCAGCAGCUGAGAUGAAUAUCCAUACAAAGAACGGGAGGUUCAUAUAUGACCGCGGGUUUCUACUGCAAUUCAGCGACGUGUGCAAGGAGAGGCCCGGGCCUGGCAGAACGAUAUCUUCUGAAGUCCUCGACUAUCUCGACAAGCGUCCCGAAGGCGCUGAGAGGCGUCGCGCUACUCGGAAAAAGGCUCUCCAAAUGCGAUCAUCCGCGGCUGCAGUAUCUACGAGUACCGCUGCCCAUGCAGGCUUUAAGUCAUCACCAGCGCCUUGAAGGGUGUAAGCAGAAAUAACUAGGGAAUAGGCCCUCAAAGGCCAGCAGGCCACGAUGAUCCCGGUCGAAUAUAAGUUGUAAACUAGAAUCCAACUCGCCACAAUGAUAUUCACGCCAUUGUCCUUGGGUUGCCUUA
Messenger RNA from Schizophyllum commune H4-8, 1053 nucleotides. RefSeq lists its product as uncharacterized. The record is from RefSeq and is a predicted model, not a curated record. The transcript is spliced from 3 exons. NCBI's taxonomy places the organism in Eukaryota, Fungi, Basidiomycota, Agaricomycetes, Agaricales, Schizophyllaceae. The coding region runs from base 111 to 917 and encodes 268 amino acids.